Centrocercus urophasianus (Greater sage-grouse) is the source of this 9437-nucleotide messenger RNA. RefSeq names its product calcium voltage-gated channel auxiliary subunit beta 2 (gene CACNB2). Gene Ontology annotation, molecular function: protein binding; high voltage-gated calcium channel activity. Gene Ontology annotation, cellular component: voltage-gated calcium channel complex. Lineage: Eukaryota; Metazoa; Chordata; Aves; Galliformes; Phasianidae. The transcript has 13 exons. The coding region runs from base 454 to 2280 and encodes 608 amino acids. The record is from RefSeq and is a predicted model, not a curated record. Gene Ontology annotation, biological process: calcium ion transmembrane transport; neuromuscular junction development; chemical synaptic transmission.
UGCAUUUUGCACAGGAUUUUAAAAGGUUCUCUUACAAGCACUAUUUUUAACAGCCAAAUCCGCCCCCCCAAAUGAAAAAACCCUAGGUAUUUUUCUGUGAUCGACCUCAGUUGUUAUCAAUUGAAGCAUCUCUCACAACAUUUACCUGAAGUCUGGCAUGUUUUAUUUUUUUCUUGUUCAAGCUGAGCUUUUUUUGGUGGUGGUGUGGAUAUUUUCUUUUUUUUUCUGAUUUUUUUUUUAACUGGAAUGAGAAAAUUUAUGAAUUUAAUUGCACUAGAAUACUUGGAAACAGUGAGGCUGCAAGCUUGAAAGGCAGAGGGAAGAAAAGAAAGGCUCUCGCAGCAGAGCAUGGAUAGGAAAGGAGCGGUGAUUCUGCGGUGCUCAGCGUGCACAUGUUGUGUGAGAUCAGUGCCGGGCGCUGCAGCUGCGGACAAUAACUGAGCUGUCUGGCUAAUGAAGGCCACCUGGAUCAGGCUUCUGAAAAGAGCCAAAGGAGGACGUCUGAAGAAUUCUGAUAUCUGUGGCUCGGCGGACUCCUACACCAGCCGUCCAUCUGACUCCGAUGUAUCUCUGGAAGAAGACAGGGAAGCAGUGCGGAGAGAGGCAGAGCGACAGGCCCAGGCACAGUUGGAAAAAGCAAAGACAAAACCUGUUGCAUUUGCAGUUCGGACAAAUGUUGGUUAUAGUGCAGCUCAUGAUGAUGAUGUUCCAGUCCCAGGCAUGGCCAUCUCAUUUGAAGCUAAAGAUUUUCUUCACGUUAAAGAAAAAUUUAACAAUGACUGGUGGAUAGGACGGUUGGUAAAAGAAGGCUGUGAAAUAGGAUUCAUACCAAGCCCAGUCAAACUAGAAAACAUGAGGCUGCAGCAUGAACAGAAGGCAAAGCAAGGGAAAUUCUACUCCAGUAAAUCAGGAGGAAACUCUUCAUCCAGUCUGGGUGACAUAGUUCCUAGCUCCAGAAAAUCGACGCCUCCAUCAUCUGCUAUAGACAUAGAUGCCACUGGCUUAGAUGCAGAAGAAAAUGAUAUUCCAGCAAACCAUCGCUCCCCCAAACCCAGUGCAAACAGUGUAACAUCACCCCACUCCAAAGAGAAAAGAAUGCCCUUCUUUAAGAAGACAGAGCACAUCCCUCCCUAUGAUGUAGUGCCUUCUAUGCGACCUGUAGUUUUAGUGGGACCUUCUUUGAAGGGAUAUGAGGUAACAGAUAUGAUGCAAAAAGCAUUAUUUGAUUUUUUAAAACAUAGAUUUGAAGGGCGUAUAUCAAUUACACGAGUCACAGCAGACAUCUCGCUUGCCAAACGCUCAGUAUUAAACAACCCCAGUAAGCAUGCGAUAAUAGAGCGAUCCAACACAAGAUCAAGCUUAGCUGAAGUUCAGAGUGAAAUUGAACGGAUUUUUGAAUUAGCAAGGACACUGCAGUUGGUAGUGCUUGAUGCUGACACCAUAAAUCACCCAGCACAGCUGAGCAAAACCUCUCUGGCACCCAUUAUAGUAUACGUAAAGAUUUCUUCUCCUAAGGUUUUACAGAGGUUAAUAAAAUCUCGAGGGAAAUCUCAGGCCAAACAUCUUAAUGUUCAGAUGGUGGCAGCUGAUAAACUGGCACAGUGUCCUCCUGAAAUGUUCGAUGUAAUUCUUGAUGAGAACCAGCUGGAAGAUGCUUGUGAGCACCUUGCUGACUAUCUGGAAGCCUACUGGAAGGCCACACAUCCACCUAGCAGCAAUCCUCCUAACCAGCUUCUUACUCGGACACUUGCAACAGCCACUCUUCCUAUAAGCCCAGGUCCAAAUAUUAACUUACAGCAGGGAUCUCAAGGAGACCAGAGGAAUGACCACUCAGUCCCUGAACACAGCAAUUCACAAAUUGAAGAGGAAGCACGGGUUGAACCCAUCAAGAAAUCCCACCAUCGCUCUUCAACCCAACACCAUAACCAUCGCAGUGGUGUUAGAGGCCUUCCUAGGCAAGAAACUUUUGACUCAGAAACACAAGACAGCAGAGAUUCAGCUUACGUAGAGCCAAAGGAGGACUACUCACAUGAGCAUGGUGACCACUAUGAUUCUCACAGGGAUCACAAUCAUAGAGACGAGUCCCAUGGUGAUCACAGACAUAGAGAAUCGAGGCAUCGCUCAAAGGAGAGGGACCGGGAGCAGGACCACAAUGAAUGCAACAAACAACGAAGUCGUCAUAAAUCGAGGGACCAAUAUUGUGACAAGGAUGGGGAAGUGAUAUCUAAAAAACGUAACGACACGGGAGAAUGGAACAGGGAUGUUUACAUCCGUCAGUAACUUUUGCCUCUGGCACUCUUGUGUUUCUUGGAAGUCUUGUAACAAUGCCCCUUGAAAAUAUCUUUGGGUUGUUCACUGCAGAACAUAUGGUAUCCUUCUGUAUGCUGAUUUGUAUUGCUGUUGCUUACAUAGCAAUAGCAUGAAAUAGAAUAUUCAUAUACUUAUUUUUUUUUGUUAGUGCUAUAUGAAUUAGCGUGGUACAGCUGCAGAGUUCCUGAUAUUGUACCAUGCCAUUUUUCAAGCUUUUUUUUGGUAGCUGCCACUUGAACAAUAUCUGUUGCCAUCAAGGUGUUGUUAGUGUUUGUUUGUUUUUUUUCAAAGGUACAUUUGAUGUUUAAUAACUUCCCAUGUAUUCAGCAAGCCAGAAUCAGCACAUAUAAAAAUCUAAAAAUUUUUGUCUGCUCUGAUUUUUAAUUUGUUAUGCACUUGAUUUGCAUAUUGGUUUAAGAGCCACUAUCUGUUGCUUGUACCUCUGGUGGACUCCAUUUGGGAACGGAAUUCAGUCUUGCCUUACACACAGGGGAUCAUGAGGUCAAAAUCUAUUUUCUAUGUAUUGGUACUGUGUACUGUAUAUACAGUUUAUAAAUGUUAUUUCUGCAGACACCUUCUUACUAUAUAAGUUUGAUCACACUGUUUUAGAGUCCUAAUGCCAAGUCAGCAGAUUUGCUUUUGAAUUACUGGCAACUGGAACUAGCCUCAUUUAGGAAAUCUGUAACAGUGUUCAAUCCAAACAAUUUUUCUUCUGUAGCAGAAAGCUUAUACUAAAUGUAAAUAUGAAGGAGUGCUUGAGAUAGAGGAUCUAAAUAACUCUUACACCUUAUCCUGUCCUUGCAAACCCAAUUUUGCAUUUUGAAUUUACAGUAAAGAUAACUAGCUUACCACUAUAAAUUGUUCUUGUUUACACAGGUUACAAAAUUGCAAUGGACACAACCUAAUUUUUGUUCUAUUGUCAGAAUAAUAGAGCACACAUGACAGAGGUAUGUAUGUGAGUGAGUGGGUAGUGGAUGAGCAGCCGUGUGCAUGGGCACAUUAAGCAGCAAAGUGUGAGAAUCUAUCAAAGAAAACAAAGGUUACUCAAAAGCCCAAUGAGUUUGUUUCUUCAUUCUGUUAUUAAUUUGAAAAUCCAAAUUGCAGUCAGGGAAUAUGAGGGAGUUUACUGACCCUGGUAAUUGAGAAAGCAUAAAUCUGCUGGCUAUUGUUGAGACUUCAAGAGAGUAAAACCAGGCAAAUGUUACUGUGAGUGUUUCACUGGAACUGUAAAAUCUUUGUGUUUUAGAGUAUUUGUUUAGUAAGAAAAGUUUACACAGCUUGUGGAGAAUUAUUUUGUUGGAAAAUAAAUUUUUGUAGCUUCUCCGCUUUUUCUACACUUGCCAAUUCCUCUGCAUUCCCACUUUGCAGACAGCUCACUGCUUUUCCUUCACUUAAAAUGUGCUGACAGUGGGAGAUUAGAAAAAUGUGACAAAAUAUUCUGUUGCAAGCUUGCUAUAGAAAACGCAUUAAAAGCAAAAGGAGUGAAAACAGUUUGUUUUGCAUUGAUCACCUGUGACACUGGUAAGUGAGGGGAAAUUCACAGUUCUUUUUGGCUACAGGUUCCAUACACUUGCCUACUGUAUAGGCUGUUCUGCACCAUAGAGUCUUUGUAGUAAUUGUAUGAAUGGAAUACUUCUUAGAUUUCACUGUAAAUAGCACAUUAUGUAAAAACUAUAGUGGGAUAGUAAUUCAUUUAGCUGGAAUUUCUUUCUAUUUAUUAUUUUAAUUCUGGGAAGUAUCAGCAUUGCCUGAUUUUGACUAUCAUUUUAGUGAAAUGGAGGUGCGUGCUUUCUCCAAUCUAAUCCAACAUCCAAACAGUUCAGUUUGACUCCUUCAGACAUACGUUGCUGUCCCUUAUGCUUAAUAUGCAUUUUUUUACCACUCAAGAAGGUGAAAUUCUGCUGUCAGAUAUCUGGACAUUCCUGCUAGUGCUGCUGACUGUUGCGGUUUUUCAAGGGUAAUACUUAGCUCAGGGCAUGAACUGUGGGGAACACAAGGAAAAGAGUAUUUUUUUAUAAAUAAAAUUCUCAGCAUUUCUUUAAACACCACUAAAUGACUUUGUAGGCAAAGAAAGCAUAGGUAAGUAGACCUCUUGUAUUACUAAAUGGAUAGAUAAGACCAUCUAAAAAGUGGCUUUUGAUACAAGGGGUUUCUCAGGGUAUCAGUGGAGAAAAACAGUGACAGAAAUUGUUGUUUGAGAUUGUUGUUAUCAGAUUACGUUUAAAUGCAAAAAGUUGUAUUGUCUUGUUCUAUAGAGCCUGGCUUUAGGUAUUUUAUCAGCUUCAGUAAAUGCUGUUGCUCCUUGUAACUGUUACAUGACAGCCGUGGCCUCCAAGAAGUAAUGUAAUGAUUCUGCUACAGUACCUUGAAUAGUUAUUUUCUUCUUUGAAUUUGCUAUGGGAGGUGUUAAUUUUCCACCUUUCUUAAGUUAUUUUUAAGAAUUGUUUGGCAGAAUUUCAAAACACUGAGUAGUGUAUGAAAACCAUGGAUUUAGGUACCCACGUACAAACAAAUAAAGGGAAAAAUAAAGCGCACAGUUCAAGCCCCAGUAUUUAAGUAUGAUCUGGAUAUUGAUUGGUAGGAUAUAAAUAUCUUACAAAGAAAGCCAUGUCUCCAUCCAGCUAAAGAGAGUUAGGUUUUGUAUAGUUCAACUAACAGUGUAUAGGCAACGUACUAGCAUAUUUCUUAGGCAGACACUCCGUAGGUUUUAUUUAGUCUUGCUAAGGUAUUUUUUCUUCAGUUAUUAAGAGUGACAAAUCAGUUGUAAUGUGAGCUUGUACUACAGAUUUUGCACAAUACCACCUGCCUGCUGAGCACUACUUUGAAAAGCACUUUAACAGAAUUAUUUCAACUAGAAGCUUUAAAGAUACUCCGACUGGAGGACAUAUCAAAGGUUAUUGUGAUGAAAAUGUAUUUGCAAAGUUUUGCAGAUAGAAAGUUUAGUAUUGGUUGCAUUAGGAUACUAACGAGUUCAUAUUUCUGUGUCUGGUUUCAGGAGCUUUGAAUCUGAGGAAUGCUAGAGGUCCCAGUGAGCUCCAGUCUUCUUGUGUUUGUGUGGUACAAAACAACCUGUAGCAUUUCUGUUCAAAUGGACUGAAAAGAUAAAACUAAUGAAUGAGAAGGAAAGGUAGGAAGAUAAAACAGUUGAGCUGUACAUAGAGAAUCUUAUCAACCCUAGCUCUGUAUUUUUCCAAAGGAUUUCAGUAUAUGGAAGGAAUGGGAACAUUUGCAUGUAUAUGUCUGGUGUUAACAGUUUUUUGUAUAUCUUCUCAAAUGAAUAGAGAGGCUCACAUCUAUCAGUUGUUUGGUGACACAGACACUGCGGAAGAAAGAAUUCUUGAAGAGGGACUGGGAGGAGGUGGGAGUGGCAGUCUCCAGGCCUCUUAAGGGACAGGACAGUAGGGAUGGAUAAGCAGAAGAAUUUAUACACAGAGGUGUUAAGAGUUGGAAGAAACUGUUCUGAAAUAGAUUCAUAAAAUUUAUCUACCACCUAGAAAGAUGAAUUUAUAGAUGCCAAGAAGCCUUGUCUAGAAUACUACUGAAUUCACAUAGUGUUUGGCAUCAGGAAUCUAGAAUUUGAGAAGCCUUUGAGAAGCCUUUGAGAAUUUAUUCUUCUCAAGGUGUAAAAUAUAAAGGGUACCUUCUAAAGACUUGGCCCCAGUUAGUUAAGGCUGGUCUUAAAGCUACAGGAAUUGAUUGGAGGGCUUAUUUUCACAUACGUAGAAUACGUAGAAUGAUGCCUGUAGAAUGAUGCCCUUACUAUAAAUGGAGAGUAAGGAGAGUCAGUCCUCCUCAUCAAACCCUGAAUCAACGUAGAGAACUGUUCUCACUUUUCCCUGCAUGGUUGCUCAUCAAGAUCCUUUGCAUUCUCUAUGUGCAGCUCCUGCUCAGUUCUCAUGCCCCGCCAUACGUAAUCUUUCCUACAAAAUCAUUAGCCAUUGCCAUUUUUAAGCUCCGUUGGGUUGUAAAGUCACGUUGGUGUUCUGUGACAACUGCUUAGGAUGGUCCAUGAUCAUUCCCUUACCUGGAAUGCAGUGACCGGUCUGAUUGCUUUUAAUCAGGGUCUGUCCUGAGAAAAAAGGUUACAGCACCUAAAGUACCUCGUGUAGUAGCUGCUGAAGCCUCCUCCAGAGGUGUUUUUGUUUCUGGAUACAUUUGACCUCUGAUCAAGCUGUUUCCCAAAUGGUCAUUCUGAUAAAUCUCUUUUAUGUUCCUGCAGUUUUGACUUAAAUUCUAUUCCCUCCAUGACAAUAAAGCACCCUGCAAACAACUGUUACACAGUCUAAAGGAAGAACAGAGAAUAUUGUUACAUUCUUUUUCAGAGUGUAACAUAGUAUUUCUGUUGUGCAUUUACUUACAUUUCUUACUUUACUGCAGAUUGUUUACCAAAAUUUUAGUUGUUCAUUCAUCUUUAAAAUACAUGGAUCACGUUUUAUUUCAGAUGUUUUUAAUCAAUUAUCAGUUAAAUUUACUGUUUGGCAAUUUGUCUGUAAUUUAUUUCCCUUUUUUUUUUUUUUUGUGAAACAAGCCGUGACAAAUAUCAUCUCACAGUAAUUUUAUAGACAGUUUCUUUUUAUAGCUUACUACUCUAGAGAUGUGUUCCUAUGCAGCCCCCAAAAGAGAUUUAUAUCAUAUAUAAUAGAAAUCCAGCUGGUUCUUCUAACUUAUCUGUCUCCUCCUUACUUGAUUCUUGCCACUUAUCGUAUCAAAGUGGAUUUGCUCAUAAUUUUUCAGUAGUGAACAAGAAACUGUAAAAAAGAAGGCUAUUUGUAUUUUAAAUUGCCUACUCCAAAUCAUUUCUUGUCAAAUGCCAUGACUGGCCUGUUUCCCCCAGUCUAAAAGUUGGUGGGCUUCUAUCACAAGUCAAAAGAAAGAAGCUGUGGAAUAAUGUCAUACAAUACUAGGCUGCUGUUUUAAUAUUUUUUAUAUUGAUGGAGAUAAAUAUUUAGAUUUGGCACUAUUACUAAUCACUAUUUCUACAAAUAGGGAAAGGUACUUUUCAGAUUCUGGCUUUUUUUUUUUAAUAUAUAUAGACAGGAUCUGAUUGUAUAUUUAAUCUAUAUAUAUAAAAAUAAAUAAAUAUAUAUAUAUAUAUAUAUAUAUACUGUGCUUCAGCACCUGACACUGAAGCAUAAUAAUUUGGUCUGCAAAGCAUUCUUAUUAGGAAAGUAACAUUAUUAUGUGUCAAAAAAACACAUACACCAUACAUCAAAGUUGUGAAAAUGAUUAAGUAUUUAAACUCCUGCAGUUUUAAAGGUCAGAUUGGAAAGAAAAGGAAAAGAAAGAAUGGCAUCCAUGCAACUCAAGACAUCUGACUUAGCCAAGUGAAAGUAAAGAGCUUGGCUCCUUCAAAGGAUGAUUUGAAGUGUCUCAGCUACAUUUCUCUUCUGAACUGCCUGACGGAGAAGUCUCUCUUUCUCUCUCCCUCUUUCUCUCUGCUUUCCUUCCUCUCUCCUUGUCAGUUCCCCCUGACUCCCAGGAAUUACUGAGAGAGAGGAGAUUGCAGGGAAACAGCUGAGGCGUAUCCCUUUAAUUUGUGUCUAUAAAAAUAUGGUAUUUUACAUCUAGCAUGUCUAGAAGUGAUUUUUCAAAAGUAACUUCCCUAGUUAAAAGUUCAGAUAUCAGCAGAGGUUUUUUCAAGUCCAGUCCAGUCCAGUCUGCAACUAUACUGGAAUCAAAUAUAAGACAUUUACAAUUGUGGUUUUGUGGCCCUAAGAAGUUUCUCAUAUAAAAUCAAAUGAGAUCACUCUCCUGAAAAACCUGAUUAUGAUUCAAAACUGAAAAAAUAUGGGAAAUUCUCAGCAAGCUUUUUACUAAAAUCCAACACUACACAGAUCCUGCUAUUGAAACUGGAGGCAAAAGUUCCUCCGUUUAUAUGAAUGUGCGAAUUUCAAAAUACAGUCUAUGUAUGCUGAUUAAUGUUUACAGAAUUUAUAUUUUCUGGAAAAAAAAAAGCUUUUUUUUAUACCAGCACUGAGUUCAAGAUUUCAACAUGUACUUGCAGUAAAAGAUUAACACCUUUUGUUAGCAAGUAGUUAUUUUGCCACGUUUAGACUAAAAAUACUGUAAUUUAUAAUAUGAGUAAUUCUGAUUCUAGAUAGGUUUUCUCAGCUAACACUGAUCAAACAAGAGAGCUUUCAGCUUUCAUGUCUUCUUUUGGCAUGUCAUGGUUAACAGCAAGGUGUGACUUACAAAAAGAAGACAAUUCUCUCCUCCUAUCCUGCUAGGAUAGGCCUUACAGAAUACGUGCUGAUCAACCUUAGCAGAACAGAAGAAAAUUUAUUUAAGAGUAGAAAAUGUAUUAUAGCAAAACACUUAUAACAAAUAUAAGUGAAGAACCAGACUACUGAGUUAUAUAGAUUAUUUUGAUUAUGAGCACUUCUGACAGUACAAAGGUAAAUUAUAAGGGUCUGCCUUUUAGAAACCAAAUAAUUAGGAGUGCAAAAUAAGAUAUUUUUUACAGAGAAUGCUUUUUAAAAAGUGUAAAAUUAAUCAGUGGGAAAAAUAAAGAACCAACAACAAAACACAGAUGUCAGUUCAGGUUUUUGAAGUGUGCUUGUCUUUUGCCUGCAUUUUUGUGCUAUUUCUAACAGUACUGCAAAAAGAGAACGUUAUUCAGACAGAGAACAUCUCUGUAACUGAAGCACAGUUUGCAAAUGUAGACAACGUUUGAGAAAUUUAAAUUAUUGAAUCUUUGACAGUGUAUGGAGUCAGUUCUCAUCAGCAUGCUCCCCCAGUUUCAACCUUCAUUUGAUUUGAUGCUUUCUAACCAGUUAAUAUUCUUAGUUGUUUGAAAGGUGAUUUGCAACAUUUCAGAUGAUAUGAACGCACUGUUUUCUGUCUUUUGAUAUUUUCACCACAACUGUAGCCCUUUCGAUUGCAAAUGUUUGAUUUUAAAUUUGUCAUUGGUCAGCCACUCCAAACGGCUGUUUCAGAACCAAUACAGUUUAUGCAUGGGAAGUUUGAUGUUGAAAUAAUAUUUAUUUACAUUCCCAGAGUGAGAUGGUUUAAUAUAUUCAUGCUGCUAUAAGAGACCUGCUACAAAGCCUAAUCGUAUUUUGUGUAUAUACUAUGUGUACAGAGAAUCUUGCUUGUAUUAAAAUAAAAGAGAAAUGAGGUUCUAAGUA